This is a messenger RNA of Styela clava, 4298 nucleotides long. Its product is annotated as delta(14)-sterol reductase TM7SF2-like. Gene Ontology annotation, cellular component: endoplasmic reticulum membrane; nuclear inner membrane. Lineage: Eukaryota; Metazoa; Chordata; Ascidiacea; Stolidobranchia; Styelidae. Gene Ontology annotation, molecular function: Delta14-sterol reductase activity. Gene Ontology annotation, biological process: cholesterol biosynthetic process. The record is from RefSeq and is a predicted model, not a curated record.
AACGGCGCCGCUUUCUCUUCCCGAUCGAGGGUUUUCAAAGGGCGUGUAUUUUGCUCUUUUUUGACAUUCAUAUUUUGAUUAACUAUAUCUGCAAUUCAUUAUAUAACCAGCGUUGGGCUUAAGUAUAAUUUUACAUGCAACGGACUGUAAAAAGAGAUAACUAUCAAACGACACGAUGAGGUUUAAGGAGGGAGAUAAAGUAAUGGCAAGAUGGCCAGGCAGUUCGUUGUAUUUUCACGCCACCAUAAAAAAGAUUAAUGAGGACGAUGAUUCCGCCGAGGUUCUGUAUGAAGAUGGAACCGAAAUGGAUAUUCCUCUAAACUAUCUGGCGAACGAAUCUGCAUUUAGGAGAAAAUCCAAGUCUCCAUCAAGAGGUCGUCGAUCGAGAUCCAGGUCUCCUGCACGCAGUCCUGCCAGAAAGCCGAGACAAAAAGCUGCAACUUCUGAGAAGAAAAAAGUUACUCGUCGUAUUAACAAGUCCCUUUCAACUACUACAUCUUCAUCCUCUGAUGAAACGAAAGUCAAUUUAUCUCCUUCCAGAGUGACUUUGAUUAGAAGUGACAGAAUGAGAACAACUGAACAAAAGGGUGAAGAAGUCAGAAAGGUUACGACCAGAAGCUACCAAUCCAAAAUUACGCUGGAAAAACUUGACAACAACGACGAAGCAAAACAACGAGCUGACACAGCAGUUUUGGAAGCAAGGAAAACAAUUGAAUCUGUCAAGAAACAGAUUCGACAUGAAUAUGAGUUUGGAGGACCGUUCGGAAUUUUGUUCCAGUAUCUGUUUACUCCACUUGCAAUCAUUGCAUUGUUAUCAUGCUGUUCCUACAACAAAUGUGAAUUGUAUACGUUCUCACUGACCAAAAUACCCCAAACUCUGAAGGCAUACUACGAUCCAACUGCCAUUCUGAUCGUUGUCGAGUACUUUUUAUUUCAUGCCUUCGUAUACUCUCUACCUCUCGGACAAAUUGUUGAAGGACCAAGGACAUAUUCUGGAAGCAAGACGGAAUAUAGGAUUAGUGCUUUCUACACUCUCCUGCUCACAAUUCUAGGAUAUUCAGCACUGCUGUAUUUUAGGUAUCCUGUCACAAUCAUCUAUGAUAAAUUGCUGCCUAUUGCCACCACUUCAAUUGUAUUUUGCUAUGUUUUCAACAUAUUGAUCCAUUUCAAGUCAUACUUUGCCAGUGAAUCUGAAUUGAAUCCUCGAGCGAACACAGGAUGCACGAUAUACGAUGUGUUCAUGGGACGAGAAUUGCAUCCUAGAUUUGGAAGAUAUUAUCAACUGAAACUUCUCGUCUACAGACCUGGAGUUACUGCAUGGAUUCUGAUGAAUCUCAUAUACUUACAAAAAGAGCUUGCACAAAGCGGAACAAUUCGACCAUCAUUGGCUGUCGUCUCUGGUUUUCAGAUCUUCUAUUGCGUCUUUGUUUUCUUCUGGGAUGAGGCACAAACAAUCUACACUUUUGACAUCAAGUACGAAGGCCUAGGUUUCCAAACAUUGAUUGGCAACCUUGUGAUUGUUCCGUACAUUUAUACAAUGCAUGCUCGAUACCUUGUUGAACAUCCAAAAGCUUCCCUCAUACCAACACCUAUAUUGGUUACUGCUGUUGCUCUAUUAGUUCUCGGCGUUGCUCUUGUUCUGCUUUCAGGAUACCAGAAGACUUAUUUCAGGCAAAACCCAUACGACCCAAGUCUGUCAGCACUGGAGAGCAUCCCGCCAUACAGGAAAGGAGGUAGAAGACUGAUUGUAUCCGGGUACUGGGGGUUUGUCAGGCACCCAAAUUAUUUGGGAGAAAUUCUCCUCGGUAUUGGAUAUGGGCUGAUGUGUGGUUUUUCGGAUGUCUUUCCAUGGAUAUACGCCAUCUUCGUGUUCGGCCUUCUAUCUCAUCGUGCUCUACGUGACGAAGUCAGAUGUCAAGAAGUUCAUGGUCGUGCAUGGGAUGAAUACUGUAGGAGAGUUCCCUACCGCAUUGUGCCAUACGUGUUUUAACCUUCAAGUGACAUAAUAUGUUAUGUCGACAAAGUUCCUCAAAUUUUUGAGAAUGAUAUGAAUGUUUGCUCAGAAGGUGUUUUUGCCUUUCACUGACUGAUUGGUAUAGGAUUUUUUAGCGGAAUAUGUCGUAAAGGUUUUUCUUCAUUAUUGAAGGUUAUUAUUUGUGGAAUUGUUGGGAGCAUAGCUUGUUUUAGUUCGCCAAGAAUUAAAACAUUCUGAAUUUAUUUUUCAUCAAGAGACGACUAUUCAGUGAAAUACAUUUUUCUGAAAUUAAAGUGAUUUUCUGCAAUUUUAGUUUGCAGUUGUUUAUUGAUGUAUUGUGCCGUGAACAAUUUUUGUUUAGUUUUAAAGAAAAUGAAUUGGCUACUUUUGAUACAAAACUACUAUAUGUUAUAUUGUCUAUAUUUGCAUUCUAUUCAGUGAAGUCAAUAUUUCUAUUUUAGUAUGAUUUUCAUCCAUUUAGAUAGGUCAUUCCGUACUUAGGGUCUUUUCAUUGAUAUAUUUUGCUACCCGACACAUAACGAGACCAUGGCAUUUUAUUUUUCUGUUGUGUUUAGAUCAUUCCAAAGUUGCAUACUUGUGAUUGAAUUAGUUUUCAAACAUACUGCUUUCAUGUUCUGUUUCUUGGGUUUAACCACUGAUGUAGCAAUAUCACAAUUUUGGUUAUAUCAGUCAAUCUUGUAUUGCUAUAGGUGAAUAUCUUUAGAAACUGAUGUUUUUGUGAAAAGUGCAAAGGCGCUGCUGACCCAGUACUUCAAUUAUAUAGAUACCAAAGAUCACCAAUGGAUAAACGUUAAAAAUGAUGUUGAAAAUUUUGACACAUUUAGGGAUGAUCAGAAUAUUUUUCAUACAUUUCCGAUUUUAGCUUCAAUUACUACCUAUCUCCCUUGAAAUGUUUGCGCAUUAGAAUUUUGUUCAUACAAGUUCAUUUAAAGAUGCAAUUUUGCUAGGAUUAGUUUUUUUUUCACGGCAAUCAUUAACAGACCAAUGAGUCAACCCCAUUUGUACUAAGGAUUCAAUAUUUACUUGGCUUUAACUCACCUUGUCCACAAAAAUUUAUUGGAGACAAAUUUCAAAUUGUUUCGUCAAAUAAUCAUGUUAAUGCUAUUUUUUAACUUGAUAUCUUUUGCUAAUAUAUUUUCUUGAAAGAUCCUAAUAACCCUAUAUUUGAUAUGUCUUCUUGUGAAGACUGUAAAUUUGUUUUAAGUGAUUGAAAUAAAGCUGUGUUUCAACUUUAAACCAUACCAAACUUAUUCCCUUUUUCACAUUUUGUUAUUUGUUCAUUUUUGGUUGGGUUGGCAAGUUUUUUGAAUCACUAGAUUUUUGAACACCUGCCCUCAUUUGCAUCUAUGUGUAUGGAAAUGCGGCCUAAUCUUAGUUAGUAAAUCAUUAUCCAGACCUUAACAUUUAUUGAAAUAAUCGCACAUGGACCAAAAUUUUCAAUAAAUGUUAAUGCAAACUUUAAAAAAUUUAUUGUGAUUUGCAUUUUAUUGAAAUUUUGUACUACCUGACAUUCAUCGAAAUGGGCCAUGGAUACGAUUUUUAUACUAUAGAUUACUUAGAUAAUAGUUUUAGAAUUAAUUGUGAGGUUUAAAUUUUUUUUUCACACUGCCUUUGAGAUAAACAUGUUAGUUAGAACAUAUCAUCUUUAUCAGUUCAUAACCUUUCGAACAUUCUUUAGUCAGACUCAUUACAAAAAAAGAUGCAAAACUAACUUGGUAAUUACAUUGAAAUAGGUUAUUUAUCAAAAUAAUUUUUUUUUUGUUUAGUGCACAAUAAAUAACAUGUUGCUAAGACUGAGGUUUCCUUGGUUUCAAUCCAAGACGAUUAAUCAUCUUGUAAUAAACUGCCUAGGAGUUGACGGUGUUUUUCAGCAUACUACGUCAAUGAUUGGGAAAACUCAGUUUAAACAUUGGUCUCAUAUGAUAGCCUUAUUCAAGCUGUUUCGCGGGCGGGAAGGGGCUAUAUUCACUUGGCUAACACAAACAGUUCCAUACUCGUAAUAGAACUAAAAUAAUAAAAAAAAUCGGAAUAAAAUUACGCCCUAACCUGGUACACACACAUCGGGAGUACCUUAUUUUGUACAUAUUUUUGUCAACCAUGCUGUUGUUUAUAAUGUUAGCCAGAUAUGCUAUGAAUUCAAACAAAAUCUGAAUAUUUGACCAAUAUAACUUUUGCCGACUGCGUUAUUGAUUAGAUUUAGUAAUCGCAAAUAAUCUUUGAGUUGGAGUUUUGAAAAUUUUAUAAAUUGAGUAAAAAACUAUUUGUGAUGAUACAUUUGUAAAUAAAAGUAUUUCAUAAAUUU